AUGACUGUUCCUCCUCCGUCUCGCCGCACCGCACAACCUGCGGUGCUAAUCCAGUCGAUCAACGCUUCCACUGCUCACCGAAUCUGUCGCGAUUUGGCUGCCUGCAACCGUGUUGGCAAUCGCGGUUUUUAUUCUGUGAACAAGGUCACCCGCGGGAUAAUCCCCGCGGGCCGUGUUCCCUUGUCGCGUCUUCUCUUCGAAUUACUCCGCUGCCCUCGUAUAGCUAUCGAACCCUUUGCCCUUGCCCUUCCCGGAUUCGACAUUCCUUUCUCCUUCGUUCGUGAUCGAGCACACAGAGCCCCUUCCUGCUUCUUCGGCACUCCUUCUCUUCCGGGUAAGGGCACAUUCCUUCGCCAGCUUGGCAAUCCCUUUGUUUGUGCAGGUGACGAGUCCUUGUGCGGUCCUUGGAAAGACACCAAAUUCCACAGAUCUGUGAUCCAUGGAGAAGCCGGAUCAAGCAGCUGUCGAUCCUCUCAUUCCUCCUCCCCCCCCCCCCCCCCCCCGCCGCCGCUUCGGCGGCGGUGCUUUCCUUUCCUCUUUGAAGGCAGUAUCCAAACUUCCAUCUGCCGCUGCGGCUGCUCCUCACUGAUCUAUCCCUCCUCCCUUCUCUCCGCCGCAGCAGCUUUAUUCCUCGUCGGCGCGGCCUUUUUUCUCCUCUGGCCCUCCGAUCCCCAUCUUAGCGUCGCUCGCGUCAGCAUUGAUCGCGUCCACGUUUCCCUCCACCCUUCAGUCUCAAUGUCCAUAGAUCUCCACCUCCGGAUCAGCAUUCGCAACCCGGACUUCUUCUCGCUGGACUAUGAUGCCCUAGACGUUGCUAUUGGUUACCGCGGGCAGCGGCUUGGGUCGGUUCUGGCGGCUGGGGGACACGUGAGGGCGCGCGGGGCGUCUUAUGUGGAUGCUGAGCUCCAGCUCGAUGGGAUCGAGGUGCUGCAUGAUAUAUUUUACUUGGUUGAAGAUCUUGCCAGACGAUCGAUCCCUUUUGAUACUGUUACAGAGAUCAGGGGGCUUCUGCACUUUCUAUUCCUUGACAUCCCUAUUAAGGGAGGACUUUCUUGUUUAGUAAUUGUAAACCCAACAAACCAUACUGUCACCAGACAUGAUUGCCACAUCCAGUUUAGCCAUAAUUUCUCACUGCAAACAUUAAAACAAAACUGUUUCUUCCACUUGCCAACAAUCCUCUCUUUUCUAGUGAAGGUAAAGUAGAUACAGGAAGUCUUUAUGAAAGAGUUCUUUUCACCUGCUCAGAGGUAACUACAAGACUUUAGACAUUAGAUGUUUAGCUUGUAGAUUAUACAACAUC
Molecule: messenger RNA, 1300 nt
Organism: Phalaenopsis equestris
Lineage: Eukaryota; Viridiplantae; Streptophyta; Magnoliopsida; Asparagales; Orchidaceae
Exons: 4
Coding region: 1-1203 (400 amino acids)
Cellular component (GO): plasma membrane
Source: RefSeq, a predicted model, not a curated record